This is a messenger RNA of Acytostelium subglobosum LB1, 1917 nucleotides long. RefSeq lists its product as hypothetical. Gene Ontology annotation, biological process: ribosome biogenesis. The record is from RefSeq and is a predicted model, not a curated record. Gene Ontology annotation, cellular component: small-subunit processome; nucleolus; Noc4p-Nop14p complex. The annotation marks the transcript as partial. The transcript is spliced from 6 exons. Lineage: Eukaryota; Evosea; Eumycetozoa; Acytosteliales; Acytosteliaceae.
GAUAUGGUACAAGAUAUAAAGAAGAAAAAGAAGAAGGAAUCAACAUUUGAUAGGAAGAGAAAGUUUGUUGAAGAAGUUGUUGACGAUGAGGAUCAGGUUGAUGACGUAGAGGUACAGACAAAGAGUAUCAAGUUGGAUCCAGUCGAUCAAAUUCAACAAUUGGAGAAGGAUGUAUUGCAAUCAUUAGAGAAUACAAACAAGAUUGUUGAUAUCAUAUCAAUAUGUAAUGAUGUAUGUGAGGCCAAUGAAGAGAGCUUGGAAGUAGUAUUCCAAACUAUAAAGUCAUUGGAGAGGAUAUUCACACAGAGACUCGAUGCUUCAAAUGAGACACUAUGUCUGGCAUUCCAACAACAACAACAACAACAGCAACAACAACAACAACAACAAAAGAAGGUCUAUGCUCAAUGGCUCUUUUCAAUAUAUCAAUCAUACUUGAAGCUGCUCAGACGUUUGAUUAGACAUCACGAUGCAUCCAUUCAGGUGCCAACACUAAACAGUCUGUUUGCAAUGUUGGCCGUCGAGUCAAAGAUGCUUGGAACAUGUCGUGCCAAGGCCAGUCGCGAGUCCGACCCAACCACCGCAGACUCUGUCAGCACAAACUACUACACAGAGUUGAACGAUCGCUUCAUCAAGCUCAACAUACUGGAGCCACUGCUGAUCAACGCCCAUCUGAACACCCUGCUCACAGACCACCUCCAACAGCGAUACCUUACAACAUACCACGACGUUCAACAUGAGAUCAUGUCCACCCUGCACGGCAUGAUCCGCGCGAUGCUCGAGCGUGGCGUCGACAAGUCCAUUCUGGAGCACUACGAGAAUCAGGGCGAUGCAGCCAUCACAGUGAGACGCUUUGUCGAGAACGUCUUUGAUAUGUUAGUUCUAUUCGAGGUGAUGGAGGAAGUGCCAGACGCAUGGAAAUUCCUCGUUGGUGAGCCAGUGGCAUCGAUGAUUCACGACGUCAAGACCCUAAGAAAGAAGAACAAGCAACAAAAGGAUGUAAAGACACCCGACACCAAAGAGUACAAACAGAUGAGCGUCUACUGGGUGAAGCUCACUACCAACGCCACCUACAAAGGUUGCUUUGGUAGGCUUUGGGUAGAGUUCCUCUCACUCCCAUUGCCAGAUUCAAUCUACAAGCAUGUAUUACUUGGACUUCCAGAUCAGGUGAUGCCACAUCUCCUGGAUCCAAGAAUAUUGAUGGACUUCUUCUCAAAGUCAUUCGACCUUGGUGGCAUUAGUAGUAUAUUAUCAUUGAAUGGACUGUUCAUCCUGAUACAUAAGUAUAACCUUGAGUUCCCAGACUUUUACAAGAGAUUGUACUCUCUAUUCCAACCUGGUAUCAUCUAUGCCAAGUAUAGAGUUAGAUUCUUCAAGUUGGCAGAGCUGUUCUUGAGCUCCACUCACUUGCCAAACUACUUGGUGGCAGCAUUCCUCAAGAGAUCUGCCUAUCUAUGUAUGGUCACUCCACCCUUUGGUAGUCUGAUCAUUCUACCACUGAUCUUUUCUCUGUUGCAACGUCAUCCAAACUGUCACUCCCUAAUCAAUAGACCAGUGAACACUGCUGUCAAUCCAAAGAGUCAAUCAGAGCAACAAAAGGUCAAGAAGUCCUAUGGUGAGGACUUGUACCUGCCAUUCGAGGAGGACCCUGCCAAGUGCAAUGCUGUAAAGAGCUCACUGUGGGAGAUUGAGGUACUGCGCAAUCACUAUCAUCCGGACGUCAGAAAGAUGGCCACACUGUUUGACGGUGGUCUCAAGGGUGUGCUCAACUGUGACGAGUACACUGCCUACACCUAUCAGAUGAUGUUUGAGAUGGCCACCAAGAAGAAACCAUCCGCCACCGUUCCAAUGGAGUACCAGCCCGUCCAACAACUUAUCAUGCCCUUCCGUGAUGGCUUUGACCAACUCUGGAAGUUCUAA